Capsicum annuum is the source of this 456-nucleotide messenger RNA. RefSeq lists its product as uncharacterized. Gene Ontology annotation, biological process: chromatin remodeling. Lineage: Eukaryota; Viridiplantae; Streptophyta; Magnoliopsida; Solanales; Solanaceae. Gene Ontology annotation, cellular component: nucleus. The coding region runs from base 1 to 456 and encodes 151 amino acids. The record is from RefSeq and is a predicted model, not a curated record. The transcript has 2 exons.
AUGGGUGUCGAUCUUCUUGGGACGUCCAUUCAUGGAGAUAGGAGAAGCAUUGAUAGAUUUGAGAAAAGGCACGCUCACAAUGAGGUUAACGAUGAAGAGGUGGGCUUAUAUAGGGAUGAGACGACACGGUUUUGGGAGGCUUUAGAGGAGGUGGUAAGAGGAGUGCCUAGUUUCGAGAAGAUUGUUGUAGUAGGGGAUUUCAAUGGGCACAUUGGGGCAUUACCGAGAGGCUUUGGCGAUGUGCAUGGUGGUUUUGGUUUUGGGGAGAGAAAUAAAGAGGGAGCUGCUCUGUUGGACUUUAUGAGGUCCUUUGGGUUGGUAGUGGUGAAUUCGAGCUUCCCAAAAAAGGACGAUCAUCCGAUCACUUUUCGAAGUGCGAUAGCCAAGACCCAAAUUGACUUUUUGCUGCUUAUGAAAGGGGAAAGGGUAUGUGUAAGGACUGUAAAGUCAUCCUGA